This is a messenger RNA of Carya illinoinensis, 705 nucleotides long. Its product is annotated as NADH dehydrogenase [ubiquinone] 1 beta subcomplex subunit 10-B-like. The transcript is spliced from 3 exons. NCBI's taxonomy places the organism in Eukaryota, Viridiplantae, Streptophyta, Magnoliopsida, Fagales, Juglandaceae. The record is from RefSeq and is a predicted model, not a curated record. Bases 85 to 402 code for a protein of 105 amino acids.
AGUUUCCAACAACACCGAUCAAUUCACAAUUUACAGCUGCUGUUGUUAUAGGGACUAGGGAGAGAGUCGGCACCAGAGAGAGAGAUGGGGAGAAGGAAAGGAGUAGACUUCGAUGAGUCGCCGCCGGACGACUUCGAUCCGUCGAACCCGUACAAGGACCCGGUGGCGAUGCUGGAGAUGAGGGAGCACGUUGUGCGGGAGAAGUGGAUUGAGAUUGAGAAGGCCAAGAUCCUGAGGGAGAAGCUCAGGUGGUGCUACCGCAUCGAAGGUGUCAACCACCUCCAGAAAUGCCGCCACCUCGUCCAGCAGUACCUCGACUCCACCCGUGGAAUCGGCUGGGGCAAGGACGGUCGCCACCCUUCCCUCCACGGUCCAAAGGUUGAAGCUGUUGAGUCCAACUGAUUCACAGCUUAAAUUAUUUGAGGGAACUCAAUUGGGUUUGAAGGUGAAUGCUCAAACAAGAUGGAAGUGGGGGCCUGCCACUGGUUGUAUUUUGGUUCCUUUUCUAUUUUUUUGGACUUCCAUCAUCCAAAUAUAUCUCUUUGCUUUUGUUGUAUCCAGAAGCAAAAUGUUGUUGCUUUGGCUGUCAUCAUAGAUUUUAUUUUCUGAUAGCAUCCAACAAAUGGCAGUGUCCAGACUAGGCUUUGAAUCAAAAUACAUGAGAUGAUUAAAUAAAGUUUCUUUACGCUGCUUGGUUGUACCUAA